UUUUGUAUUUUUCUUUUCCUUUUGUAUUUUAGUGGCCGGACAAGAACUGUCUGUAGAUUCACUCUCUCAGCUGUAGUCACUGUUUGGGAUCAUGGCAGCGGGUGUAGCAGCUUGGUUACCCUUUGCCAGGGCAGCAGCCAUAGGAUGGAUGCCAGUGGCCACAGGUCCCAUGCCAGCUGCUCCACGGCAGGAGAGGAAGCGAAGCCAAGACUCUCUGAUUGUGCUGAAUGUGAGUGGCAUCCAGUUCCAGACAUGGCUGGACACCUUGGAGCGCUACCCUGACACUCUGCUGGGCAGUUCGGAGCGGGACUUCUUUUACCACCCUGAGACACAGCAGUACUUUUUCGAUCGGGACCCUGACAUUUUCCGUCACAUUCUCAACUUCUACCGUACUGGGAAGCUCCAUUACCCCCGCCAGGAGUGCAUCUCUGCUUACGAUGAGGAGCUGGCCUUUUUUGGCAUCAUCCCGGAGAUCAUUGGUGACUGCUGUUAUGAGGAGUACAAGGAUCGCCGUCGUGAGAACGCUGAGCGCCUGCAGGACGAUGCUGACCAGGACCACGCAGCUGAGAGCUCCCUGCCCUCAAUGACAGCUCGGCAGAGGAUGUGGCGGGCCUUUGAAAACCCACACACCAGUACGCUGGCUCUAGUCUUCUACUAUGUCACUGGUUUCUUUAUUGCUGUCUCUGUUAUUGCCAAUGUGGUGGAGACAGUGCCCUGCGGGGUGAGCCCGGGUCGCAUCAAGGAGCUGCCCUGUGGAGAGCGCUAUGCCGUGGCUUUCUUCUGUCUGGAUACUGCUUGUGUCAUGAUCUUCACAGUUGAAUAUCUCCUACGCCUGCUGGCAGCUCCGAGUCGCUACAAAUUCGUGCGCAGCGUCAUGAGUAUCAUUGAUGUGGUAGCUAUCAUGCCAUAUUACAUUGGCCUGGUGAUGACAGAUAAUGAGGACGUCAGUGGGGCUUUUGUGACACUAAGAGUCUUUCGUGUCUUCAGGAUCUUUAAGUUUUCCCGCCACUCGCAGGGGCUGCGCAUCCUGGGCUACACCCUCAAAAGCUGUGCCUCGGAGUUAGGCUUCCUCCUCUUCUCACUUACUAUGGCCAUCAUAAUCUUUGCCACAGUCAUGUACUAUGCAGAGAAAGGUUCAUCAGCCAGCAAGUUCACCAGCAUCCCCGCAGCCUUCUGGUACACCAUUGUCACCAUGACAACACUGGGAUAUGGUGACAUGGUGCCGAAGACAAUAGCUGGCAAGAUUUUUGGUUCAAUAUGCUCCUUAAGUGGGGUCUUAGUGAUUGCUCUGCCAGUUCCUGUAAUUGUCUCCAACUUCAGCCGUAUCUACCACCAGAACCAACGAGCAGACAAGCGGAGGGCACAAAAGGUUGACUCUCUGGGGAAUCUGACUAUUGGGAACUUGUCUCCUUAG
Molecule: messenger RNA, 1414 nt
Organism: Phasianus colchicus (ring-necked pheasant)
Lineage: Eukaryota; Metazoa; Chordata; Aves; Galliformes; Phasianidae
Source: RefSeq, a predicted model, not a curated record